Messenger RNA from Arabidopsis thaliana (thale cress), 1370 nucleotides. Its product is annotated as NAD(P)-binding Rossmann-fold superfamily protein. Gene Ontology annotation, molecular function: oxidoreductase activity. NCBI's taxonomy places the organism in Eukaryota, Viridiplantae, Streptophyta, Magnoliopsida, Brassicales, Brassicaceae. The transcript is spliced from 7 exons. The record is from RefSeq and is marked reviewed. Bases 97 to 858 code for a protein of 253 amino acids.
UCAUCAAUGCUCACACCAAUCGGUCCGUUCCCAUACUCUCCUUUAAUGGCUUCUGAGAGAUAUUUAAGUUUAGCAAAAAAAUCCUAAGCUUCUACAAUGGCGAAUCUUCCCACCGUUCUCGUCACCGGCGCUAGUGGCAGAACAGGCCAGAUUGUGUAUAAGAAGCUGAAGGAGGGGUCAGACAAGUUUGUAGCAAAGGGUUUAGUUAGAAGUGCUCAAGGAAAAGAGAAAAUUGGAGGAGAAGCUGAUGUUUUCAUUGGGGAUAUAACAGAUGCUGAUAGCAUUAACCCUGCGUUUCAAGGAAUCGAUGCGCUUGUGAUUCUCACUAGUGCUGUGCCUAAAAUGAAACCUGGUUUUGAUCCCACUAAAGGUGGAAGACCUGAGUUCAUUUUCGAAGAUGGACAGUAUCCUGAACAAGUUGAUUGGAUUGGACAGAAGAAUCAAAUUGAUGCAGCCAAGGUUGCUGGUGUUAAGCAUAUUGUCGUGGUCGGGUCAAUGGGUGGUACCAAUCCGGAUCAUCCUUUGAACAAACUGGGAAAUGGGAAUAUACUGGUUUGGAAGAGAAAGGCUGAACAGUACCUUGCUGAUUCUGGAACUCCUUACACAAUUAUCAGAGCUGGAGGACUUCUAGAUAAGGAAGGCGGUGUACGAGAGCUGCUAGUUGGUAAAGACGAUGAGCUACUUCAGACAGACACGAAAACCGUCCCCAGGGCUGAUGUUGCAGAAGUCUGCAUUCAGGCAUUGCUGUUCGAGGAGGCCAAGAACAAAGCUUUCGAUCUCGGCUCAAAGCCAGAGGGAACCAGUACCCCAACCAAAGACUUCAAGGCUCUCUUCUCUCAAGUCACCUCUCGUUUUUAAAUCAUUAUCUUUGUUGCCAAUAAGAACAUUUGGGAUCAAACCUUCUAAAAUAAAUUCUGUAGUGUCUAUUUGAAAGGAUACGUUCUUUCAAUUCAAUGAGAAUAUUGGGGUUGAAUGUUCAAAAUUUAAAAUUUUGAUCAUACAGUAACUUCUCCAGAGCUAUUCAUUGAGGUGAAACACUUAUUUUCAUUUAGUCUAACACAUCAAUCUUAUAGCCAACCCCUUUAACAAAUUAAAGAAUCUACUUUGUUAACGUUUUGGAAUUAAAAAUAGAAAUUUCAGUUGAAAGGAGACGAUGAACCCUUUAAGAGACGUCAUGAAGAUCGAAUUAAAUCUGCAGUUGAAAUCGCUAGACGGGAUACUUUGGAUGAUUCGUUAUCAAUUUGGUGUUAUAGGAGCGUGAAGAACGAAAGAAACGAAUGAGAUUUGACAGGCACUCUCGAAACUCUCAGCUGGUUUUUCGUGAUCAGUCUUAUCAGAACAGAGACAUUAGAGUUUAUGAUCAAAGCAAG